AUAUUGCAUUUAGUCCUUCAUUCAGAUUACAUUAACAAAUUCAAAUAAUCAUAAAAAAUAAAAUGGCAUUCAAUAACCUUCUCUUCCUCAUUGCUUUUGUUCUUUUUCUUAGCAAAUCAAAUAUUGUGACUUGCACAAAAAGUGUUGAAGUUGAACCUAUUCUUGACAUUUCUUCAUUGAAUCGGAAUAGUUUCCCUCAAGGCUUUAUCUUUGGGGCUGGUUCAUCUUCCUACCAGUUCGAAGGUGCAGCAACAGAAGGUGGUAGAACACCAAGUAUAUGGGACACCUUUACUCAUAGAUAUCCUGAAAAGAUCAAGGAUGGAAGCAAUGGAGAUGUAGCCAUUGACACAUAUCACCAAUACAAGGAAGAUGUUAAGAUCAUGAAAGAUAUGAACUUAGAUUCAUACAGAUUCUCCAUAUCCUGGUCUAGAAUAUUGCCAAAUGGAAAGCUUAGUGGUGGUGUCAAUCAAGAAGGAAUCAACUAUUACAAUAAUCUCAUCAAUGAGUUACUAGCUAAUGGUAUACAACCAUUAGUGACUCUUUUCCAUUGGGAUCUUCCUCAAACUUUAGAAGAAGAGUAUGGUGGCUUCUUAAGUCCUCUUAUAGUAAAAGAUUUUCAAGACUAUGCGGAACUUUGUUUCAAGGAAUUUGGUGAUAGAGUCAAGUAUUGGGUUACUUUGAACGAGCCAUGGAGCUAUAGCCAAAAUGGCUAUGCAAAUGGGCGAAUGGCACCGGGUCGUUGCUCCAGUUGGUUGAAUCCAAAUUGUACUGGCGGUGAUUCUGCGAUCGAGCCCUAUUUGGUAACACAUUACCAACUUCUUGCACAUGCCGCAGCCGUUGAUGUGUACAAGAAAAAGUAUAAAGAAUCUCAAAAGGGUGUAAUAGGCAUAACCUUAGUAACGAAUUGGUAUCUUCCACUCUCAGAUUCCAAAUCCGACCAAAAAGCAGCAGAAAGAGCAAUUGAUUUUAUGUAUGGAUGGUUUAUGGAUCCACUAACAUCAGGAGAUUAUCCCAAAAGCAUGAGAGCCCUCGUUGGUUCUAGGUUACCAAAAUUCAAUACAAUGCAAACUAAACUACUCAUUGGCUCAUUUGAUUUUAUUGGUCUAAACUAUUACUCUUCAACAUAUGCCUCUGAUGCACCAUUGUUAAGCAAUGCUAGACCUAGUUACUUAACAGAUUCUUUGGUUAAUCCAGCAUUUGAGCGCAACGGGAAACCUAUUGGUAUUAAGAUUGCUUCGGAAUGGUUGUACGUUUAUCCAAGAGGAAUUCGUGAUCUUUUGUUAUACACCAAAGAAAAGUACAAUAAUCCUUCUAUUUACAUCACAGAAAAUGGUAUAAAUGAAUACGAGGAUUCUACAUUAUCGGUUGAGGAAUCACUCUUGGAUACUUUUCGAAUUGAUUACCAUUACCGUCAUCUAUUUUAUCUUCGAUCUGCCAUUAGGGAAGGUGCGAAUGUCAAGGGUUAUUACGUAUGGUCAUUGUUCGACAAUUUUGAAUGGUCAUCCGGUUAUAGCGUCAGAUUUGGAAUGACCUUUGUUGAUUAUAAGAAUGGCUUGAAAAGAUACCAGAAGUUGUCUGCAUUGUGGUUUAAGAAUUUUCUCAAAAAAGAAACUAAGCUUAUGUUUCUAAUGAGAAAGGUUAUGAGAUUCAUUCAUUAAACAAUUAUAUAUAUAUAUUUGUAAAUAUUAUUUUAUUAUUUAAAUUUUUUUAUUUGUUCCAAUGAGGUCCUAUUUGACCAAAAAGGAAUUGAAAAUGGAUACAUAGAUGUAUUAAUUUUAUUUGUGAAUAUUAUUGAUCAUAUUGAAGAAUGAA
Medicago truncatula (barrel medic) is the source of this 1812-nucleotide messenger RNA. Its product is annotated as cyanogenic beta-glucosidase. Gene Ontology annotation, molecular function: beta-glucosidase activity. The transcript is spliced from 11 exons. The record is from RefSeq and is a predicted model, not a curated record. Bases 63 to 1658 code for a protein of 531 amino acids. Lineage: Eukaryota; Viridiplantae; Streptophyta; Magnoliopsida; Fabales; Fabaceae. Gene Ontology annotation, biological process: carbohydrate metabolic process.